GCUCCACAGACGCCCCUCCAACGCAAAAUGAUCCUCACAAAUUGCGCCGCCUGCGCCGCCCCACUGGCCCACACCGCGCCGCGAUGCGUUAGAUGUUGGACGAGAUAUUGUGACUCAACCUGCCAGCAUGACCACUGGCGCCGCGGCCACAAGCAGAUCUGCAAGAAAAUACACCGCGGUGGCAACGCGGAACAGUAUAAUGCAGACAAAAAAUACAAGGAGGCCGUCGCAGAGGCCGUCGAGGCGUGCGCGGCCGACACGAAGGGCCAGACGUGUUACAUCUGCACGCAGGCCCUCCACUGGAAGACGAAGGAGGGCCUCGUGCGCGGGUGUGCGUGCCGCGGGACGGCCGGUUUUGCUCAUGUGUCGUGUUUGGCGGAGCAGGCGAAGAUAUUGGUGGCGGAGGGCGAGGAAAACAAUUUGAGUGACAAGGUGAUGAAUGAGAGGUGGUUGCGGUGGUCCGACUGUAGCCUCUGCAAGCAAAGGCACCACGGCGUCGUGGCGUGCGCGCUCGCCUGGGCGUGUUGGAAAACGUACGUGGGGCGGCCGGAGACGGAUGAGGCUCGGAAAUUGGCGAUGGGGCUGCUUGGGAACGGUCUAUUCGAUGGAAAACACUACGAGGACGCGUUGUCCGUGCGAGAGGCCGGGUUGUCUAUGCUGCGGCGCGUUGGCGUAUCAGAAGAGAGAAUUCUCGUAACGAAGAGCUGCCUUGCGAUUACGUAUGCAGAGCUUGGACACCUUGAGAAGGCCCUAAGCAUGGAACGAGACAUAUACUUCGGGCGUUUGAAGCUCGAUGGACGAGAUAAUCAAGAAACCCUCCGAGCAGCCAACAACUACGCGUUGUCCCUUGUUCGUCUCCAACGCUUCGAAGAAGCUAGGUCUCUGCUGCCCAAAACGAUACCUGUGGCGCGGCGCGUUCUCGGAGAAGGACAUAGACUCACUCUCAAGAUGAGGUGGAAUUACGCGCAAGCUCUCUACAAGGACGUCGACGCCACGCUCGACGAUCUCCGCGAGGCCGUGGCCACGCUCACGGACACGGAACGGAUCUCGCGGCGCGUGCUUGGCGGCGCGCAUCCGCUCACAGUUGGGAUUGAGGACGCCCUAGAAGUGUUGCGAGCAGCCUUCCACGCCCCGUGA
This is a messenger RNA of Pelagomonas calceolata, 1137 nucleotides long. Lineage: Eukaryota; Pelagophyceae; Pelagomonadales; Pelagomonadaceae. The record is from the annotation of a GenBank genome assembly.